AUGGGUCCUAAACGAAAGAGUGUUCCAGAGGCAGCGGCAGCAGGUGGGGCUGAUCCCGCACUCGUACAGAUGUUGGCUCUCAUGCAGCAGCAAAUGGCAAAUCUUGCAGCACAACAGCAGCGACCCCCAGCUCCUCCAGCUGUAACUUUUAAAACAUUUCAGGCAGUUCAUCCACCAGAGUUCAAGGGUGCUGCAAACCCGGUAGAGGCCAGUGGAUGGCUCAAGGAGAUAGAAAAAGCAUUUGAUCUAGCAAAUGUGGGGGAGGAACAAAAGACCCAGUUUGCUAGCUACUUUUUAAAGAAUGAGGCAAAUUACUGGUGGGAAUCGAAGAAAGCCUUAGAGGGAGGUAACGUAAUUACGUGGGAAAGAUUUAAAGUAUUGUUCUUGGAAAAGUACUUCCCUAGGCACAUGCAGAAUCAGAUGGAGAUUAAGUUUCUGGAGCUUAAGCAAGAUGAUAUGAGUGUAGCAGAUUAUGAGGUCCGCUUCACGGAAUUGGCAAGGUUCGUUCCGGAUCAGGUUGAUACGGACGAAAAGAGAGCUAAACGAUUUCAGCAAGGGCUGAAGGAUUGGAUCCGUGGUAGAGUGGCCAUGUGUGAAAUGACGUCGUAUGUUUCCAUAGUUCAAAAGGCCAUGAUUAUUGAAAAUGAAAGUGAGAUGUCCCAAAGAAAUAGAGAGGGGAAAAAGAAGAAGGUGGAGGCUCCAGAAGGAAGUCAGAGGCAAGGGAAUUCUCAGGGCAAUUUUAAUUAA
Molecule: messenger RNA, 747 nt
Organism: Daucus carota subsp. sativus
Lineage: Eukaryota; Viridiplantae; Streptophyta; Magnoliopsida; Apiales; Apiaceae
Exons: 1
Coding region: 1-747 (248 amino acids)
Source: RefSeq, a predicted model, not a curated record